ACCCCGCGGCGCAAGCAGUAAACACAAGCUAGCUGCGAUUCAGAGCUUUUCGGUUAAGGUUAAGUUACUGUAGGUUUAUUAAGGUCGCGGUCCAUACUACAAUCACGUAAACCUUUUUGUGCAUGGUUUUUUUUUGUGUGCAAAUGGAGACGUGUGCUGUUGAGACGUUGGCGCGCUGCUCGUAGCGGGGAGGCUGUACAGCGCCUCGGCUCGGCUCGGCCUGUAACUAUAGCCCGCGGAUUUGAGGCCUGCUGCGCAGAAAUAACAGGAAAACAGGAUGUCAGACUCGGACAGUGAAGAGGACCAGGACCGGCCCUUCCACUUAACGGGCUUCCUGUUCGGAAACAUUAACGAGGAUGGGCAGCUGGAGGGCGAUAGUGUCCUGGACACGGAGUCUAAGAAGCACCUGGCUGGUUUGGGCUCUCUGGGUCUGGGCGCGCUCAUUACAGAGAUCACAGCUACUGAGGACGACACAGCCGAGCAGGACCGGGACCAAAGCAGUACCGACGCUGACGGCUGGGUUAAAAGCACAGAAGAUGCUGUGGAUUAUUCUGAUAUCAGUGAAGUUGCCGAAGAUGAAACUCGCAAAUACAGACAGGCCAUGGGAACUCUACAACUCUCCCACAGAACAGAUGAUGAUGAUGAUGACUAUGAUGCUGACUGUGAGGACAUCGAUGCCAAACUCAUGCCGCCCCCACCUCCACCGAGUCUGCCAAUCAGCACCAAGAAAGAUGACCCUCCCAGCCAGACCACCAAUGUGGCUGAUGAAGCAGACGGUAUCAUCCUGCCCUCUAUAAUUGCUCCCUCUGCGGGGGAGAAGGCGGAGUUUAGCAGCUCCUCUGACAGUGAGAGUGAAAGUGACCGGCCACCACCUAGUGGAGGGGUGGGACCUGAAGGUGCGCUCACCCUGCCGUUGGCUGGGAUCAUGAAGAAGGACGCAGCUAAAUCACUACCUGGGGUUACGGAGCUGUUCCCUGAAUUCAGGCCAGGCAAGGUCCUGCGGUUCCUGCGUUUGUUCGGGCCAGGGAAGAACAUGCCAUCUGUGUGGCGCAGUGCCAGGAGGAAAAGGAAGAGGAAACACAAAGAGACCCAUGCAGACACACCCACUGCAGAUGGCCAAUCACAUGCCCCUGAGGGUGGGGUUGAGAAGAAGUCUGGCUGGGACUAUGAGUAUGCUCCUCCCCCACCACCAGAACAAUGUCUGUCAGAUGAUGAGAUUACGAUGAUGGCUCCGGUGGAGAGCAAGUCCCUGCAGGUCCUGGGCGAGGGGGACCAGGCGUGCGAGAGCCGUCCUCGAGUGGCGGAGUGGCGGUUCGGUCCGGCCCAGCUCUGGUACGACAUGCUGGGCGUCCCGGAGGACGGUGCCGGCUUCCGCUACGGCUUCAGGCUCAGGCAGGAAGUGGCCACGGACACCACAGACUCCACGGAGAUGGCCCACGUACAACCGCCGGACGCUGCGCACGCAAGCCUCGCGACACACAGCCCAGACACUGAACAAGACCAGGAGCAGGACACCAGAGUGGAGGAGGUUGACAUAACCAAGUUGGAGGACGAGCUCUUUCUGAUGAUCACUCAGCUACAGUGGGAAGAUGACAUCAUCUGGAACGGCGAGGAUGUGAAACACAAGGGCACCAAAACCCAGCGAGCCAGUCUGGCAGGGUGGCUGCCAUCCAGCAUGACCCGCAACGCCAACGCUUACAACGCACAGCAGGGUCUCAGUCGUAGUAAUUCCCAGCUGGUGCCCCAGACUCCGCCCCCUCUAGUCAAAAUUCCAUCCAUAACCGGAUCCAAACGGGACAAACACAGUCAUGACCAACAAGUUUCUCAUGAGGACGACGCUCCAUGGUAUUCCAUUUUUCCAAUCGAUAAUGAGGAGUUGGUGUAUGGGCGCUGGGAAGACAACAUCAUCUGGGAUGACCAGAGCAUGGAACACAUCCUGUUGCCCCCUGUGCUGACCCUUGACCCCAACGAUGAGAACAUCAUUCUGGAGAUCCCUGAUGAGAAGGAAGAGAGGACGUCUCACUCUCCGUCGAAAGAGAACAAGAAAGAAACGGCACUGAAGAAAAGCCGAAUUCUGCUGGGCAAGACUGGAGUGAUUAAAGAGGAGCCCCAGCAGAACAUGUCCCAGCCAGAAGUGAAAGAUCCAUGGAAUCUGUCCAAUGAUGAGUUCUACUACCCUAAGCAGCAAGGACUUAGGGGCACGUUUGGAGGCAACAUCAUCCAGCACUCCAUUCCUGCGGUGGAGCUGAGGCAGCCCUUCUUCCCCACCCACAUGGGGCCCAUGAAACUGCGCCAGUUCCAUCGGCCCACGCUGAAGAAGUAUUCGUUCGGCGCUCUGUCCCAGCCAGGCCCACACUCAGUGCAGCCUCUGCUCAAACACAUCAAGAAGAAAGCCAAGAUGCGGGAGCAGGAGCGUCAGGCGUCUGGAGGAGGUGACAUGUUCUUCAUGCGCACGGCACAGGACCUGACGGGGAAGGACGGGGACCUGAUUCUGGCUGAGUACAGCGAGGAAUACCCGCCCCUCAUUCUGCAAGUCGGCAUGGCGACCAAAGUCAAGAACUACUACAAGAGAAAGCCAGGUAAAGAUCCCGGUGCUCCUGACUGUAAAUAUGGAGAGACUGUGUACUGCCACACAUCUCCUUUCCUGGGCUCACUACACCCUGGACAACUGCUGCAGGCCUUUGAGAACAACCUGUUCCGAGCUCCUAUAUACCUGCACAAGAUGCCGGAGACAGACUUCCUGAUCAUCCGGACCAGACACGGCUACUUUAUCCGGGAGGUGCUGGACAUAUUUGUGGUCGGGCAGGAGUGUCCACUUUACGAAGUACCAGGACCCAACUCCAAACGCGCCAACACACACAUCCGAGACUUCCUACAGGUGUUCAUCUAUCGUUUGUUCUGGAAGAGUAAGGACCGGCCCCGACGUAUUCGGAUGGAGGACAUCAAGAAAGCCUUCCCCUCCCACUCUGAGAGCAGCAUUCGCAAACGCCUUAAACUCUGUGCAGACUUCAAACGCACGGGUAUGGACUCUAACUGGUGGGUCCUAAAGCCUGAUUUUCGGCUGCCUACAGAAGAGGAGAUCAGGGCCGUGGUCUCUCCUGAACAGUGCUGCUCUUACUACAGCAUGCUGGUGGCAGAGCAGAGGCUAAAGGAUGCAGGUUAUGGUGAGAAGUCUUUCUUUGCUCCGGAGGAGGAGAAUGAGGAGGACUUCCAGAUGAAGAUAGAUGAUGAGGUGCGCACAGCUCCGUGGAACACUACGCGAGCUUUCAUCGCAGCUAUGAAGGGAAAAUGUCUACUGGAGGUCACCGGGGUCGCCGACCCCACAGGCUGUGGAGAAGGGUUCAGCUACGUCAAAGUACCAAACAAACCCACCCAGCAGAAGGAUGAGCGCGAGCCCCAACCUGUGAAGAAGACAGUCACAGGGACAGACGCUGAUCUGAGACGCUUGUCACUCAAAAACGCCAAACAACUCCUGCGCAAGUUUGGUGUGCCAGAGGAAGAGAUUAAGAAGCUCUCCCGCUGGGAGGUCAUAGAUGUAGUGCGGACCAUGUCUACGGAGCAGGCGCGGUCGGGGGAGGGGCCUAUGAGUAAAUUCGCCCGCGGUUCCCGCUUCUCCGUAGCUGAGCACCAGGAGCGCUACAAAGAGGAGUGCCAGCGUAUCUUUGACCUGCAGAACAAGGUGCUGGAGUCCACGGAGGUGCUGUCCACGGACACUGACAGCAGCUCUGCAGAGGACAGUGACUUUGAGGAGAUGGGGAAGAACAUCGAGAGCAUGUUGCAGAGUAAGAAGACCAGCUCCCAACUGAGCCGCGAGCGCGAGGAGCAGGAGCGCAAGGAGCUCCAGCGCAUGCUCCUGGGAGAGGAGGUGAUGGAGCGCGAGCGCGGACGCAAGGAGAGACGCAAAGCUCCCUCGAGUGCACCAUCCACUAGUUCGCAUAAGGAUGACGACACAUCCUCGGUUACGAGCCUGAACUCCUCGGCAACAGGACGAAGGCUGAAGAUCUACAGGACGUUCCGGGAUGAGGACGGGAAGGAAUACGUGCGCUGUGAGACGGUCCGCAAGGCGGCAGUCAUCGACGCAUACACACGCAUCCGCACCACCAAGGACGAAGAGUUUAUCCGUAAGUUUGCUCUGUUUGAUGAGCAGCACAGGGAGGAGAUGAGGAAGGAGCGCCGGCGUAUCCAGGAGCAGCUACGCCGACUCAAACGCAACCAGGAGAAGGACAAGUUCAGGGGACCACCUGAGAAAAGACCCAAGAAGAUUAAAGAGAGACCUGAUCUGAAGCUGAAAUGUGGAGCGUGUGGUGCGAUUGGUCACAUGAGGACCAAUAAGUUUUGCCCGCUGUACUAUCAGACCAACGCCCCGCCCUCUAACCCGGUCGCCAUGACGGAGGAGCAGGAGGAGGAGCUGGAGAAGACCGUGAUCCACAACGACAACGAGGAGCUCAUUAAAGUAGAGGGCACCAAGAUCGUUCUGGGCAAACAGCUCAUUGAGAGUGCGGAUGAGGUGAGGAGGAAAUCUCUGGUGCUGAAGUUCCCCAAACAGCAGCUGCCUGCUAAGAAGAAGAGAAGAGUGGGGAGCACCAUACACUGUGACUACCUCAACCGACCUCAUAAAUCAAUCCACCGGCGUAGGACAGACCCCAUGGUCACUCUGUCAUCUGUUCUGGAGAGCAUCAUUAAUGACAUGAGAGAUCACCCAAAUACAUACCCGUUCCACACUCCAGUGAACGGGAAGCUGGUGAAGGAUUAUUAUAAGAUCAUUACGCGGCCCAUGGACCUGCAGACUCUGCGUGAAAACGUGCGCAAGCGUCUCUACCCCUCACGCGAGGAGUUCCGCGAGAACGUGGAGCUCAUCGUUAAAAACAGCGCUACUUACAACGGAGCGAAGCACCCUCUGACGCAGGUGGCUCAAUCCAUGCUGGACUUGUGUGAUGAAAAACUGAAGGAGAAAGAGGAACGCCUGGUACGUUUGGAGAAGGCCAUAAACCCACUGCUCGAUGACGAUGACCAGGUGGCCUUCUCAUUCAUCCUCGACAACAUCGUCACCCAGAAGAUGAUGGCUGUUCCUGAUUCAUGGCCGUUUCAUCACCCUGUGAAUAAGAAGUUUGUUCCUGAUUACUACAAAGUCAUUGCCAACCCCAUGGACCUGGAGAACCUUCGCAAGAACAUCUCGAAGCACAAGUAUCAGAAUCGAGAAGUUUUUCUGGCUGACGUCAGUCUCAUUCACACCAACAGUGUUAAGUACAACGGCUCUGACAGCCCCUACACCAAAACUGCUCUGGAGAUUGAGAAUGUUUGCAAGCAGACUUUAGCAGAGUACGAUGAGCAUUUGACUCAGUUAGAGAAGGAUAUCUCUACAGCUAAAGAAGCAGCUCUGGAUGCUGCUGACCUCGACAGCUUGGACCCAAUGACCCCUGGCCCAUACACACCUCAGCCUGUUGUGUGUGAGAACAGUGUAUCUGUGACUCUGCAGGGUGACGUUAGCCUGUUAGCUGAGGCUACACCUGUUCCUCCCGCCCCUCAGAAACGAGGGGGGCAGGGUCGUGGGAGGGGCCGAUUGGGAGAGGAGGAGUCUGAUGUAGAUAUUGAAGGAUUUGAAGAAGAUGACGAUGGCAAACCCAAAACACCUGCUCCGGCUGAGGAAGGAGACCUUGAUGAUGAUGAUGACGACGAGAUGCUCCUGCCCCCACGGCGGCAGCUCGAGGACGAGGAUGAAGAGUACGAUGAAGGAUCAAGCCGUCCGGCACAAGCCAGCGUCCUCUAUCAGGACCUACUGAUGUCAGACGGGGAGGACGAUGGCAGUGAAGAGGAGGGAGAUAACCCUUUCUCCUCAAUCCACCUAUCAGAAAGUGGGAGUGACAGUGAGCGGGAGGCGGGGCAUCAAGAGACUGCCCGCAUGGGCAUGGACCAGGAAGAAAGUAUGAUGUCAUAUGAGGGGGAGGGACCUGAUGAGGACACACACUUGGAAGACAGCAAUGUCAGUUAUGGCAGCUAUGAUGAAGGGGACAGCCAGCCUCAGGGGCGGAGCUCCAGUCCUGGCAGGGGGGAGGCGGAGCUUGGAUAUGGAGUGAGUGAGGAAGAGGAGGAUGAUGAGGAAGAUGAGAGUGAAGAGCGGAGGCGGGGCCCUAGUGUUCUCACUCGGGUCCAGCUCAGUGAGGAUGAGGAGGAUAGCGAAGAGUUCCGAUCCAUCGGAGGAGACAGCGAUAUGGACUCAGAUAAUUAGUCCACGCGCUCACACACACACACACACAGGCGCUAAGGAAUCUUUCUGUUCUGGUUCCAUCUCAUGUUUGUAUGCAUUUGAUAUGUACAUGUAAAUUGACAUGUAAAUUUUGAACAUAUUGACAUACAUCAUGUGUCGCUGUAGUGGAUUUGACUUACAAACUUUAGCUUUUCUGUAUACAUGCAUGUUUAACGUGGAUUAAAGUGUUAGUGUUUUAUUAUUGUGUUUUUUUUACAUGAGCUCAAUAACUCUGCAGACUCAGAUCGUGGUGGAGUGUAAUCAGAAAUAAAACUUAAAGUGUUAAA
Electrophorus electricus (electric eel) is the source of this 6531-nucleotide messenger RNA. The record is from RefSeq and is a predicted model, not a curated record. NCBI's taxonomy places the organism in Eukaryota, Metazoa, Chordata, Actinopteri, Gymnotiformes, Gymnotidae.